CAGCAAUUGAGUGGUACUGAAGUCGCUACACAUCAUGAGACAAACCCAACAACACCAAUCUGAGCAGCUGAUGAUGAUCACCGACAUGAUACACCAUGUGGAUGGGCCACCUGCUGAACCUCUAAGCUUUGCACAGUUCGAGACCCUACAGGAAUUCCUUGCCUUUGAGAAAGAGUUGACUGCAUGCGAACAAAAAAGGGUCCAACUGAAGCAGCAGAUGCAAGUAAUUGGGGGUGAUGAUGCGAAAGAUAAAACUGCCCGAAUUCUUCGCAAAAUGCUGUGCCACGAAGUGGGGGCAGCCUUCACAUGGUAUGGGACCAAGACAAAUGGAAAGUUCUCCAGUCUAGAGUUCUGCAAGGUGAUGUGUGCUUGCAUUACAGCGAGCAAGCCGAAGGAGGUGGCUGUUGGCACCCUGAAGGAAGUUGAAGCCACUACAAUGUCAUGGCUGCGCCAUGCCCAGGAGAGGCUUCAAAAGCAUUGCAAUAAGUAAGCCUAUUCAUUUGUGUUCAGCUGAGGUUGCAAUGUUAAGGUUCAUGAAAUUACAUGUUGCAUGUCCAACUCUGAAAUAUAUGGCCACGGUUCGGAAC
Ixodes scapularis (black-legged tick) is the source of this 587-nucleotide messenger RNA. RefSeq lists its product as uncharacterized. The coding region runs from base 35 to 490 and encodes 151 amino acids. The transcript is spliced from 4 exons. Lineage: Eukaryota; Metazoa; Arthropoda; Arachnida; Ixodida; Ixodidae. The record is from RefSeq and is a predicted model, not a curated record.